Molecule: messenger RNA, 276 nt
Organism: Arabidopsis lyrata subsp. lyrata
Lineage: Eukaryota; Viridiplantae; Streptophyta; Magnoliopsida; Brassicales; Brassicaceae
Product: protein LURE 1.2
Exons: 2
Coding region: 1-276 (91 amino acids)
Source: RefSeq, a predicted model, not a curated record
AUGAAGUUGACUUUUUUAUUUUUCACUCUUUUAAUUUUUGUUUCUUCAUGUACAUCAAUACUUAUAAAGGAAUCUAGUGGAGAAGAGACAACUUAUUAUUUCAAUCCAGCAGCAAGUCCUUUCGAUCCAUAUGCUUUGAACCAAGAACUUCUUCAACAAGGAUGGAUUGGUUAUUGUUUUGAUUGCGCAAGAGCUUGUAUGAGAAGGAAAAAAUAUAUAAAAAGAUGUAGUUUGGAAAGGCAUCUUUGUCGUUGCAGUAUUAAAGAUAUUCAAUAA